ACGGGCAUUGAGACAAUACCAUCGGUCGACAGUCGCACGAAUGGAGAACAUCUGGCACCAUCGCAGAGUCGCCGAGACAGCAGCAAAGGGAUGCAUGAUUUGCUAUAAGCCCUCGGCCAGCGUCCUGAUCACCCCGGACAGCAAGGACUUUUUCUACAUCUGCCCCUCCCACCUCAAGGAUCGCAACUUCGCCCUGCCCACCGAUGACGAAGCCAAGGCCAUUGCGGACAGAAAGAAGAAAGAAGAGUUGGAUCGCGAGAUCGAGGCCGUCAAGAAGGAAUACGAGGAGAAGAUGAAGAAGAAGCAGCAAAAGAAGGACAAGUCAAAAGACAAGGACAAGGACAAGGACGCCAAAGGCAAGGAAAAGGACGACAAGAAGUCCGACCAGGAAGAAAAGGAAAGAGACGACAAAAUCAAGGCCUUGACCGACAAAGCCGAUGCCUCAUCCACGACAAAGUCCGGCCUCGACGACGGCCCUCGUGUCUUUCAACUGCAGAAACACUUCUACAACAUGAGAUUGGAGAAGAUGCGUAACGCGGAAGCUGCAAAGCGCAACCGCGAACGUAUGCGAAACCCUCAGCUGUUUCCCUCUGUCCCCAGCGGCAACCCUUGAGACCCUCCUUGCACAUGACCUGCCAACAACCUUGUCCUUGACCGCCACAUCAGCGUGAUCAAGCGUCUGCAUUACCCGCCGGCUUCCUGCAGCACUCCAGCAUAACAACUUGGAGUCGCAUACUGCAGUCGCCCCACUUCAGAAGACAUGUGUGCCCCUUCUGCGUCACUGUCUACGACCUGUCUUUCGCACACAGCCACCGCCAUCCGCCAAGACACCUGUCAGCACUAGGGCUGAGGCAGAUACGAUGCAUUCGCCCUCGUUCUUCUUUCAGCCCUUGUCAGCAUUUGGAUCAGGCCCGAAUCUGCCAGCGCAAGAGACACGUACGACGGUCCGACACCGAC
This is a messenger RNA of Aureobasidium pullulans EXF-150, 957 nucleotides long. RefSeq names its product DUF1742-domain-containing protein. The record is from RefSeq and is a predicted model, not a curated record. Gene Ontology annotation, biological process: vacuolar transport. Lineage: Eukaryota; Fungi; Ascomycota; Dothideomycetes; Dothideales; Saccotheciaceae. Gene Ontology annotation, cellular component: endosome. Bases 41 to 613 code for a protein of 190 amino acids. The transcript has a single exon.